This is a messenger RNA of Jaculus jaculus (lesser Egyptian jerboa), 3637 nucleotides long. RefSeq names its product leucine rich repeat containing 4C (gene Lrrc4c). Gene Ontology annotation, biological process: modulation of chemical synaptic transmission; regulation of axonogenesis; synaptic membrane adhesion. The record is from RefSeq and is a predicted model, not a curated record. Bases 1055 to 2977 code for a protein of 640 amino acids. The transcript is spliced from 6 exons. Lineage: Eukaryota; Metazoa; Chordata; Mammalia; Rodentia; Dipodidae. Gene Ontology annotation, cellular component: plasma membrane; postsynaptic density membrane; glutamatergic synapse. Gene Ontology annotation, molecular function: cell-cell adhesion mediator activity.
AUCCAGGCACCGCGCGCGCCCACACCUCGGAGUAACUGCUUCUUGGCUUGAGGCAGCUGGCUGGGGAAAGGACCCUGACUCUGGUCCUGGGGUUCCCCCUGAUUUUGAUGUGCUUUUAAUCUUGUGCAGACCUGGGAAGGUAGCGCGAGCAGCCGCAGCGCACAGCUCUUAGAGGUUACUACUGACAGUUUCCAUCACACAGGCUGGGAGACUGUCUGUGAGGGUGAUCUUGCCUGCCUGCUUCGCGAGCAAGAGGAUGUGUGUCUCCAUCCUGUGAGUGUAUGCGUGUGUCAAAACCCAGGCAGGUGUACCGUGGGAGAUUGUUACAGCGUGGAGAUAAUCUAGGAGCACGGUCUAUUCCCAUCUCCCAUUGCCCCCUGUCUCCCUCAUGUUCCCCUCUUCCUUUUGCCUUUGAUGAGUUUUUGGCUUACUUUUUGGUGGAGUCUCUUGGGCACGGAUUUUGCUGGCGUUGGAAGAUCAAAUAAAUGGAACAUUUAAAUUUUUCUCCUAUGUGACUCAAAGAAAAAGAUAAAAACAAACAAACAAAAAACAGAAGAGGAAAAGGAAAUAGAAUGGUGUGUUUUCAGCUAGAGGACUUAAAAUUUUCCUUGGCGAACUUUGGGAAUCCGUCCAGAAGAAAUGGUUUGCUUUACUGAAAGACUGCAAGAUUACACAGAGAGAGAGAGUGGAAUCAAAGAAGUUGGAACGUCAUAUGAUGUAAUAAAUAUAUGAGGCAUUGGAAGGACUAAUCUAUAUACUUUACCAAUAUGGAGACAUCCUGAAACCUCUUAGAACCUCCCUCCAUGAAUUAACUGGAUUCAAGCUUGACAAAUAGAGAAACUGCUCCAUGGACAUUUUCUACAGGUAUGAAGAACCUUAUAUGUAGAAAUCAAGAACAUUUAUUUAACUUCUUUGGAUUUUCUCAGCAAGAGAAGGAGUUGUGAUACACAUUUUUCUAAGAUUGGCAAAGACAUUGUCUUCUUAUGGAAUAGAGAUACCAAUGGAGAGUAAGACUGUUUGAACUCCAGAAGGACCAACCCCAGAUAAAUUAUGAAUGUUGAACAAGAUGACCUUAUAUCCACAGCAGAUAAUGAUAGGCCCUAGGUUUAACAGGGCCCUAUUUGACCCCCUGCUUGUGGUGCUGCUGGCUCUUCAGCUUCUGGUAGUGGCUGGCCUGGUGCGCGCACAGACCUGCCCAUCCGUGUGCUCCUGCAGUAAUCAGUUCAGCAAGGUGAUCUGCGUCCGCAAGAACCUGAGGGAGGUCCCAGACGGCAUCUCCACCAACACGCGGCUGCUCAACCUGCAUGAGAACCAGAUCCAGAUCAUCAAGGUGAACAGCUUCAAGCACUUGAGGCACCUGGAAAUCCUCCAGCUGAGUCGGAACCAUAUCAGAACCAUUGAAAUUGGGGCCUUCAAUGGUCUGGCGAACCUGAACACAUUGGAACUCUUUGAUAAUCGGCUGACCACCAUCCCUAAUGGAGCUUUUGUGUAUUUGUCUAAGCUGAAGGAGCUUUGGUUGCGAAACAACCCCAUCGAAAGCAUCCCUUCUUAUGCUUUCAACAGAAUCCCUUCUUUGCGCAGACUAGACUUAGGGGAACUGAAAAGGCUAUCCUACAUCUCAGAAGGUGCCUUUGAGGGUCUGUCCAACUUGAGGUAUCUGAACCUGGCCAUGUGCAACCUCCGUGAAAUCCCUAACCUCACACCCCUUGUAAAACUAGAUGAGCUGGACCUUUCUGGGAAUCAUCUGUCUGCCAUCAGGCCCGGCUCUUUCCAAGGUUUGAUGCAUCUGCAGAAGCUGUGGAUAAUACAGUCCCAGAUCCAGGUGAUCGAGCGCAAUGCCUUUGACACGCUGCAGUCUCUGGUGGAGAUCAACCUGGCCCACAACAACCUAACGUUCCUGCCUCAUGACCUCUUCACACCACUGCACCACCUGGAGAGAAUUCACCUGCACCACAACCCCUGGAGCUGCAACUGCGACAUCCUGUGGCUCAGCUGGUGGCUGCGGGACACAGCACCGUCUAACACAGCGUGUUGCGCACGCUGCCACUCGCCAGCCAGCCUGAAGGGCAGGUACAUCGGGGAGCUGGACCAGAGCUUCUUCACGUGCUUCGCGCCAGUCAUCGUGGAGCCACCUGCAGACCUCAAUGUCACCGAGGGCAUGGGCGCUGAGCUCCGCUGCCGGGCCGCCACCCCACUCACAUCCGUGUCCUGGAUCACACCCAGUGGCACCGUCAUGACCCACGGGGCCUACAAGGUGCGCAUCGCUGUGCUCAGCGACGGCACCCUAAACUUCACCAACGUCACUGUGCAGGACACCGGCAUGUACACCUGCAUGGUGAGCAACGCUGUGGGAAACACCACAGCGUCAGCCACACUGAAUGUGACCGCGGCCUCCACCACCCCCUUCUCAUACUUUUCCACGGUCACCGUGGAGACGAUGGAACCUUCUCAGGAUGAGGCAAGGACCACGGACCACAACGUGGGCCCCACUCCCGUGGUUGACUGGGAGACAACCAAUGUCACCACAUCUCUCAUGCCCCAGAGCACAAGGUCCACAGAGAAAACAUUCACUAUCCCCGUGACUGACGUGAACAGUGGGAUCCCAGGGAUUGACGAGGUCAUGAAAACAACCAAAAUCAUCAUCGGGUGUUUUGUGGCCAUCACACUCAUGGCAGCGGUGAUGCUUGUCAUCUUCUACAAAAUGAGGAAGCAGCACCACAGGCAAAGCCAUCACGCCCCUGCCAGGACUGUGGAGAUCAUCAACGUGGACGAUGACAUUGCUGGGGAUGCGCCCAUGGAGAGCCACCUGCCCAUGCCUGCCAUCGAGCACGAGCACCUGAACCACUAUAACUCUUACAAAUCCCCUUUCAACCACACCACCACGGUCAACACAAUAAACUCAAUACACAGUUCAGUGCAUGAACCAUUAUUGAUCCGAAUGAACUCAAAAGACAAUGUCCAAGAGACUCAAAUCUAAAACACUGGCAAAAAACAAUCAAUAAGACCAUUUAUUAAAAAUGACAUAAAUGACUCGGCUAAAUCUACUGUUUCAAAAAGUGUCUUUACAAAAAAAAAACAAAAAGAAAAGAAAUUUAUUUAUUAAAAAUUCUAUUGUGAUCUAAAGCAGACAAAAUUAUGUGUAUUCCUCAGCACCUGUUUUUGCUGCACUUACUAUUUCCCAUAUCUCUUCCUCCCCGCCUCCAUCCGAUUGCCAUAUUUUUCAUAGAUUACAAUUCCCUAAAGAACUGGCCUAGGAAAUUUUGUAAGAAUUCUGUUACACUUUGAGAUUUUUAUGGUGAAUUCUAGUGGUGAGAUCCAGUCUUAUUUUUCUCCUUCUCUUUCAUUUUUGUUUUUUCUUCAUGCCCUUAUGAAGUAGUCCAAUGGGGAAUGCAAUAUUAGAAAUAGAUUUUUAAGAAAGAAUGAGGAAAAUGCAAGAUCUUAUAUUUUUCAUGUAAUGACCUGUUCUGUGCUUAUGAGGACCAUUCUGUGGAGAAGAAAACCCAAGUGAGCAAACAGCAGAUUAACUUACCUAUGAGAAUCUAUAACACCCAGGACUUUUAAACAACUCUAGAAUCAGAAUUUGUAGUUCAAAAGCAUAAAAUAAGAUUAUAAAUAAAAUAUUGUUGGUUUUUCUGUA